This is a messenger RNA of Herpailurus yagouaroundi (jaguarundi), 1363 nucleotides long. Its product is annotated as 60S ribosomal protein L37a-like. Gene Ontology annotation, molecular function: structural constituent of ribosome; large ribosomal subunit rRNA binding. The transcript has a single exon. Gene Ontology annotation, cellular component: cytosolic large ribosomal subunit; ribosome. The record is from RefSeq and is a predicted model, not a curated record. NCBI's taxonomy places the organism in Eukaryota, Metazoa, Chordata, Mammalia, Carnivora, Felidae. Gene Ontology annotation, biological process: translation.
GGAAUCUGCUGAAAUCAUUGUUGCACUAUAUGCUAACUAAUUUGGAUGUAAAUUUUAAAAAAUAAAAAAAAUAAAAUUAAAAAGCAGGAGAAAUCAUAUCAAUCCUGGUGCUUCUUUCAGACCGACAAGUGUGAAAUUUAAGCAGCAAGCACCACGAGGGGCUCAGCUAAAACCACCGAGACCAUCCAGUACCCAACAAUACAUCUCCUCCCUCUAGAGGUCAGAUGACAGUCUACACUGGCUGCUUUACCAACUCAGACACUCAGGCUCCUGUGCUUCCUGCCAGCCAGCCAGCAAUGGAAAUCUUGCCAGAGUCUACUUCAUGUCACUCUUCCUGCCUUCUCCAUUGUCCCUGCCUCUGGCCCCCAAGGCCGAUGCUCGGCCAAGGUCCUUCCCCUCUCAUUGGUUUGCCUGACCAAAUGUAUGAAGUCCACACUCCAAUGUAAAUAAUAAAUGACAUUUGCCCAGUAACCUAAGGUUCAGGGUUUGCUUUUGCAUCAAUUAUCUGAUUGAACCCUAUCCCUGUGACAUGCAUAGACCCCUUUUUUUAAUGUUUAUUUAUUUAUUUAUUUUGAGAGAGAGAGACCGAGAUGGGGGGGGAGGGGCAGAAAGAGAGGGAGACACAGAAUACCAAGCAGGUUCCACGCUGUCGGCACAGAGCCUGAUGCAGGGCUUGAUCUCACAAACCUCAAGCUGAUGACCCGAGUCAUCAAGAGGCGGACAUUUCACCGACUGAGCCACCCAGGUGCCCCAAGAGACCCAUUUUAUAGGUGAGCAGACUGAGCAGUACAAAGAAGUGACUGACUCAAAAUCACACAGCUAGUUAGCACGCUGAGACAAGCACUCGUCCAGUCUGAACCCGAAGCGUGAGCUUUUCCAGCUACGCUACAACAGACCUCAAAAGGGGGAAAUUUUCUGGCUAAUGUGAAAUACAGAGAAGAAGCUCCCUGGGCUCGGACCUAGUUUGCGGAGACAUGGCUAAAUGCACCUAGAAGGUCGGAAGCCUCGGUAAAUAGGGGACCCGUCAUGGUGCCUCCCACAGGAAAAUGGCGAGAGAGAUUGAAAUAAGCCAGCACACUGAGUACACUUGCUCCUUCUGUGGCAUCACCAAGAUGGAAGACGAGCUGUGGGGAUCUGGCUGUGGUUCCUGCAUGAGAACGGUGGCCCGUGGCUCCUGGCCCUACAACACUGCGUGUGCCGUUACCGUAAAGUCAGCCAUCAGACUGAAGGACUUGAAAGACCAGUAGAAACUCCACCAUUUGAAACGUUGCUAGCCUAUAAUAAAUGGGUUAACUUAUGUAACAAAAUUUAAAAAAAAAAAAGCAAUGAAGAAUAAGAGAGGUGUGGAGUUUCCUCAUUUUAA